Messenger RNA from Coffea arabica (coffee), 2262 nucleotides. The record is from RefSeq and is a predicted model, not a curated record. NCBI's taxonomy places the organism in Eukaryota, Viridiplantae, Streptophyta, Magnoliopsida, Gentianales, Rubiaceae.
AUGAGAGAUGAUGAACUUGUGGAAUUUAUAGACUUCAUUCUACAAAAUUUGGUGGAUCUGCUAACUGUUAUGUCAUCUGGUUAUGGGGCUUUGCUUGCUCAACUUCGCGCCCUUGAAAAAAAGCUAACAUUCUUGAAAAGUUUCAUUCUCUUUGCCAAAUUGCGAGGAACGGUAGAUAUUCCUUCCUUGCUAUUUACUCACAUUGAAGUCGUGGUGUUGAUCGCAGCAUGCCUCUCUUACAUGUGUUCCCUCUGGGACGAUGCUGAGGCAAUGUACAAUCCUGAGCACUGCUCUAUCAUAUGUGAACAACUGGAGAUGAUCAAACCAGUUGAUAUUCACGUCUAUGAGAUUUAUAUGCAAGUUCGUAGAGCCUCAAGCACCUCAGCAUCUUUACAUACUACGAUGAUGGAUCAACAGAUAUUGAACAACUUCAAUGAUUCUCUGAUAAGUUGUCUCUGGGACCUAUUAUGCUGCAGUUCUAGCUUUAUGGGUUCAGUAAAAGAUGAAAUGCAAAUACUCGAUGCUGGAUUGAGAUUCUUCAGAAGCAUAUUAAAGGAGCCAAAGGAGCACAUGGAUGAGCUGAAUGAAAAAAUUGGAGCUCUCCUCACUGAGGCAGGGAUCAUAAUAUGCCUACUUUUGCUCAACAGAACGAAAGAAGGAGAGCCUGACUCCUUAGAGUCCACAAAGGCCCUUGAUUUUUAUGAUAUGUUGGUUAAUACCAAUAUUCAUAUCAAGCAUGUUAAGGAUCAGAUCAGUGGCUCAAGCAUUAUAGGGAGUCCUCCUUCCAAUCAUAGCUUCCAAGAACAAGGAGGUUGCAAGCCUUCCAGCCAUAUGCCAUCAGAAGGUAAGAAACCAAUAACCCAUGAAGUCAUGGUUGGUCUUGAUGACGAGGCAGAAAAAGUAAUUGAUCGACUUAUAAGCGGACAAGAACAUCUGGAAAUUGUUCCCAUUGUGGGAAUGGCAGGGCUUGGUAAGACAACUUUAGCCAAAAAAGUUUACAAUGACAAUUCAAUUAUCUAUAACUUCCACAUUCGUUUUUGGUGCACUGUUUCUCAAGAAUUUAACGUGAAAAAGUUGCUACUUCAAAUUUUGCACUCUGAUGGAGAGAAUGAAAAGCUCGAAUUUCUGGAUGAAGAUGAAUUGCUUCAAAAGCUCUAUCAAAAGCUGAAAGGAAAUAGGUAUCUCGUUGUUUUUUAUGAUAUCUGGGACAUCAGAGCAUGGAAUGAAUUGAGGUACUCUUUUCCAGAUAACAACAAGAGAAAUAGAAUCCUCUUCACUAGCCGAUUCUCUAAUGUGGCUUCACAGGUUGAAUAUGGUGGCCAACCUCACAAUCUUCGCCCGCUCACUGAAAAAGAGAGUUGCGAAUUACUGCAGAGGAAAGUAUUUGGAGAGGAAGAUUGUCCUCAACCACUAUGUGGGUUUGGGAUGGAAAUUGCCCAAAAAUGCAAGGGACUUCCCCUUACUGUUGUUGUUGUAGCUGGAAUCCUAGCAACUAUAGAGCAUGAGGUAUGGGCUUGGGAAGAAUUUUCUGAAAGGUUGACUUUGACCAUGGUGUCUAGCACAGAAUUGUGCAAGAAAUCAUUAGAGCUCAGUUAUGAAUAUUUGCCAUAUCGUUUGAAGGUGUGCCUGCUUUAUUUUGCUGCAUUUCAAGAAGAUGAAAUAAUUGGUACGAAGAACUUGAUGCGUCUGUGGAUUGCAGAAGGGUUUGUGGAAAACGUUGAAGGAAAGAGAUUAGAAGACAUUGCCGAAGAAUAUAUGAUGGAUUUAAUUGGUCGAAACUUAGUUAUGAUAAGUGAACGUAGAUCCAGUGGUGGAGUCAAAUCUUGUUGCAUUCACGAUUUGUUAUUUGAGUUUUGUAAGAUCCAAGCCAAAGAAAAGAAUUUCCUUCAAGUGCUACGGGGAUUUGAUGAGCUUUCUACUUUCAAUGAGCCUCCCAACCUACCUCUAUUGUCCAUUUUUUCCAGUGGAGAAGAUUUCAUAAAGUCGAAACUGUUUUGUCCACAUUUACGGACUCUGCUAUUCUUCGAUCAGACCGCAGCAAGAUACUUUCAAUUGGCUGAUACCUCCUUUCCUUUCAGCAUCUACAAACGUCUUAAUGUUUUGAAGUUAGACCACAUUCACCUGAUGCAAGAGGAGCUUCCAGAAGAAGUUGAAUCACUUCUUAAUUUGAGGUACAAUCUGGAGCAUGAAAAAGUUGAGGCACCUACAUGUAAGGCCAGGCCCCGCGGUUAUUGGUCGUUUGCCCAAAGACAACGCGGUUGA